CAAGCGCCAGCCGCGGAGGCGGCGGCGACGGCGGCAACGGCAUACGACGUUCGGUUAAAUGCCUCGUCGUGCGUGCGUAUGAGCGGGCGGACGAGUGAGUGAACGAGCGAACGAGCGAACGGCGGUGCGGCGAGUCCAUCGUGUGAUGUAGUUUGUGUACCUCGGUGCCGCGCGCGAGUGUGUGGAACGUGUGUGUACAUUCUUUGCUUCUCUCUCUUUCUCUUUCUCUCUCUCUCUCUCUCUUUCUCUUUCUCUCUCUCUCUUUCUCUCUCUCUCUCUCUCUAUCUCGCCGUCAUCGCGAGAGCGCUAUCAUCCCGAUGAGCGUUUCCGCGAUCCGCGAGUGAUUCACGGGGCCGACGGUUACUCCGACGGAUUAUCAGACGCAGCACGACGGAACCAUGACGGUAAUACGAGUCGACGAGCGUAUCAUCGUGCAGGAAACGCAACGGUUUUAAAGUGCACGUGAGGACUUGAAAAUGGCUACAAAAACUGACGAUACAGCAUCUAUCGACAAUCCUAACGAUGGAGAGAGUCUGGAUAAGGAAAUAUUAAACAUCGCUGGAAACGACGGAGGCAACCACCGAAUUCCACCAACGUAUUUGUACAAUACGGGGUCGGAACAGGGUACAAGAAUCUCAGAUCAGGAGCAAGGAGCUCGAAAUCGUAAUCCGGCCACGGAGGAUCAGUUGGGCCCGUUACCGUCCAACUGGGAGAAGGCAUACACAGAUACGGGAGAGAUUUAUUUUAUAGAUCACAACACAGGCACGUCUCACUGGCUAGAUCCGCGUUUAUCGAAGUUUCAAAAGAGAUCCCUGGAGGAAUGCCUCGACGAUGAGUUGCCUUACGGCUGGGAGAAGAUUGACGACACUCUGUACGGCACGUACUUCAUCGACCAUGUGAAUCGUAGAACACAAUACGAGAAUCCGGUGUUGCAAGCAAAAAGGGCGCAGCAAAGCCUGAUCGAAAGAAAGAGUCCCAACUUCACCAGAAAUCCCGACAAGCUGAAAGGUCAGAGGAUACGCACCACCUUGAUCAAGAGUUCAAGAGGCUUGGGAUUCACCAUUGUCGGCGGCGAUGACGCCGUGGAGGAGUUUCUCCAAAUUAAAAGCGUCGUGCCAAACGGUCCAGCCUGGCUGGAUGGGAAGCUACAAACCGGCGAUGUGUUGGUGUAUGUUAAUGAUACCUGCGUGCUAGGAUUCACUCAUAAUGAAAUGGUAAAUGUAUUCAAGUCAAUUGGCAGCGGCGAGACGGUGACUUUGGAAGUAUGCCGAGGUUACCCGUUGCCCUUUGAUCCAAAUGACCCUAAUACGGAGGUCGUGACUACGAUCGCCGUGAACGCACCAGAAGAUCCCGCCAUGUACAUGGAUUUGAACUCCUCUCUGCAAGCCAAUGGACGCUACAACUUCCUGGAUUCCACGUUUUUGCCGGUGCACAGUCUUCAGAAUGGCGAGAAUCUCGCCACUACGUCUGUCAAUUCGAUGCCCGAUCUCUGUAUCUCGGAUAAGAUUAACACGAUCAAGAGGCCAAGCAGUACGGACAUACUCUUGUCGGAGAGCAGCGAUCUGAACGACUGCAAGGACUCGCCAGUGUCUUCCAAGCCGGAGUUUCUCAGCAUCGCCAUCGUGAAGGGCGCGAUGGGAUUCGGAUUCACCAUAGCGGACUCCGCCCACGGUCAGAAAGUGAAGAAGAUUCUGGAUCGUCAACGUUGCAAGAACCUGAUGGAGGGCGACAUUCUGGUCAACAUAAACGACAUCAAUGUGAGAAACAUGUGUCACUCGGAAGUGGUGCAAGUGUUGAAGGACUGCCCACGCACCGAGGAGGCGUUGAUACACGUCCAACGUACGACGGCAAAGUCGAAGGAGAAGAAGGAGAAGAACACGCAAGAUUUCUUCAGGAGCAAAACGCCCACCGCGGAUAUCUACAGCACUCAGUCGAAGACCGUCAUACCUAGCCGACCGAAGACGCCAUUGAUCGAUACUCGAAAUCGUCCCAAGUCGCCGACCAGCGGCAGCAGGACCAACUGGAACGAAGUCCAAAGCGAGAACGAGCUGAAUCCGUUGGACAGCCACUACAAGUACUCUGAGUAUUCACACGGGAUGUAUUACUCGGAUCCGUACAAGGCCAACAUUACGAACUUGUCGGACAAUUUCGCGGCGAUGAUGAAUCUGGAUGACGAUUCCGUCAGGAACGUGCCAAAGCGAGACUGGUCGACGGGCGACAAGCUGAACAUUAACAAUGACAUGUAUUCCAUCGACAUUUCUCACCAUGACAAUAUACUCAAGCAGAAUGGCGGGUGCUUGCAUUCCGACUAUUACAAGGAUCUCUACGCCGUACAAUCGCAUUCCCAAUACAACGAGGACUACAACGCGUACUCUAUCGGGCAGGAGCAGAACGUCGACACUGGUGAAAUCUGGGACAAACGGAAGGAGACCACCAGUUUCGAGCACGAGCAGCCACGUUCCAGUUCCAUACCGCGGUAUCCGCAGUAUACGAACGAAUUAGUCUGUCCAAUGGUGCCUGACAUAGAAUGGAUAGAAACUCUGGUGACCUUAGUCAGACAAGACACCGGGUUUGGAUUUAGAAUAGUAGGCGGCACGGAGGAAGGAUCUCAGCAGGUCUCAGUGGGUCACAUCGUCCCCGGUGGAGCGGCCGAUCUCGAUAACAGGCUGAACACCGGUGAUCUGAUCAUGUCUGUCGACGGAGAAAGUGUCAUGAACUCUUCCCAUCACCAUGUGGUGCAGUUAAUGAUCGCGGCGGCGCAAAACGGCCGGGUGACUCUGGGAAUACGACGUCGAAUCAUCACGCAGGAACACCUCCAGGAGAAUCUACAGUCCUCUUACGGCCGGCAGAUGAAUCUGCAGUAUCCUUAUGACGUUACCGUCACGCGAAUGGAGAACGAAGGAUUUGGCUUCGUGAUAAUCUCAUCCGUUAAUAAGGCUGGCUCUACGAUUGGCAGGAUAAUCGAAGGCUCGCCCGCAGAAAGAUGCGGCAGACUAAACGUCGGGGAUCACAUUCUCGCUGUCAAUCACAUGGAUAUUACGAAUGUAUGCCACAAGGACAUAGUCAACUUAAUCAAGGACUCUGGUUAUUCCGUCACCCUGACGAUCGGAUAUCCGCUCGAUGAUUGCUGCAGCAACACGUCUCUUUCCCAAAAGACGUUGGUCCCUUCCUCUCAGGAUGAGCCGACAGGAGAUGGAGACGGCGGUCAGUAUCAUGCUGUAGAGCUAACUCGGGGCACCCGAGGUUUCGGCUUCAGCAUUCGCGGUGGUCGCGAGUUCCAAAACAUGCCGUUAUUCGUCUUACAAAUUGCUGAAAACGGCCCGGCGUCCAUCGAUAACCGUCUUAGAGUUGGAGAUCAGAUAAUCGAAAUAAAUGGAAUCAACACUAAAAACAUGACGCAUACAGAAGCAAUUGAGAUCAUACGUAACGGUGGACCAUCUGUUCGUCUGUUAGUACGACGUGGCUGCCAAAUGCCUUCAGUGGUAGGUGCUCCUCCACAUCUCUACGAUAUGAACAUAUAGAAUUAACCAUUUUGAUAAUAACAUAUUAAUCUUAAAUUAACGACAUUUUCACCACCCACUGUCCCCUUUUGACGAUACUAAUUCUAACACCAGCACUUGUAUAGAGUCUCUUUGAUGAUCUGAAAGACAGAGCUUCAGAGUAUAUAACGUUAGUGUUACUACGCUAAGAGCGAAAAGAAGAGAAAAUGAAAGACAAUAUGGAAAAAAAAAAGAAAGAAUUUCUCGAAAAGACUUUUAUUUUGCUGUAUCAAUAUGCUACGGCAGGAAUAUUAAUCUAGAUGUUUCAUAAAGAAAGGAGAAUUUGUUACAUUGUAUAGUAUCUAGUAAUCUUUCACCCGAUAGGAGGAUAAAUUGUAGUAUACAUUUUUUGUGAAAAUUGUACACAGUUAAUUUUUGCAGCUAACUCUAGUUGCGCGAUACGUAUCGUUUCGCUUCCGACGAUAUUUACAUAACUACGGACAGUUUAAAUCGUAUAAUGUAUCGCAAAUACAUACUCGGUUUCAAAACAGUUUGGACACUUCUUGCGAGUACAACGAGUGAAUUUAAAUAGUCGCAUUUACGAACCAUCACUUACGGACUUGUGUAUGUGUGAUCAAUUUUCAUAGCAGACAAAGUAACAAUACACGGUGUGAAUACUAAUCCUUUGUACCAUUAUAUAUUCUUAUUUAAGAAAUAACGAUAUGAUAAAGGUACCUCUUUUUUUUUCUGAAUUCUUCCUCGCAAUUGUGAUAUCAAAUAUCUCAGAUAUUUCAAUUUUUGUCAUAGCAGAUUACCGCACAAAUUCGUGAAUGGUGACUGGCAAUCAUGACCAUUUGAUGCGUUUCUAUCAGUUUUAUCAGAACAGAAAAGUGUUCAAAUCGUUUCGCAAACGAGUGCACACUUUGCCACCAGUGAUUAUAUUUGUACUUGUCUUCGCGUCUAGAUAAAGCACUGAAUUCAAUUUGAUAACACAAAAAAAAGUGAUCCAUUUGUGAAGAUAACUAUCGAUAAUCAGUGACAAUGAAAAGUUUUUACGGCAAUUAUUGCGCUCGUGUCGCUGUAAAUAAACAGACGUGAUUAGUCGACGUUCUCUCAUCAGAGAGCGAAUAUUGAAGUGGGGACACAGAUGACAUUUCUUUGUCACGCAGCUUGCGAAAGUCUUAAUACAUAGAGGAACAAUUGUACUCUUGCUCACUCUAACAAAAAUUAGGCUGGUGCUAACCUCUAGUUUCUCCUUUAGUUCUCCUCCCCUUUAUUAUGGAUCUAAUUGCAGAGUUAAAUGUAAUUUAUCCUAACACGUGUGAUAGCUUUGAAAGUAUUGUGCCUUGUUGCGCGUGUUCCAUAUAUGCAAUAACGAAAUUACUAAGUAAAUAUCGCAGCCUUCGAGAGUGUUUGUAAAACCAUCAUUGAAAUUCGUUGUAGAGUAAUCUCACGAUCAGCCAAAUAAGUAUUCGACCGAACGAUGAGGGCACCCCGCGCAGGCAUUUAUCGAAAUUACCCGAGAGGGGUGUGCCCCCCAAAAAACGUCAGAAAGUUCGAUUUUCCAUUUCACUGAACUGCUGUUCGUCCAAAAACAGAUACUUAUAGCGAGUGCUUUCGGCGAAGAGCGUUCUUUGCAUUUCUCAAAUAAGUAUAUACACACAUGUAUGUAAUGAGAAGUAAGUUGAUAUGUUUCGUAAGAUUGAUUUCACGGAGAAAGUAAUCUUCACGGCGCAUUUAUACGCGAUAUUUUAAACGUUACGACUGUUGUAGUUCUGCGAGAGAGAAACAGGUCCUUCAUUUAUAUAAAUGCGAAAAAUUGUAAAUCGUGCGUAACUUGUACUAGCGUAAUACGACACUAAAAAUAUGUUGUAACAAGAAAAAAAAAGGAAAAGAAGCGUCAGCAGCAGAUGAAGUGACAAGUAACUCUCUACCAUACGUUAUACUGCUGAUGCAAAUAGCAUUGAUACGUAUAAAGAAUUUCGUAAUUUGAUGCGUUUUAUCAUGUAAAGACGACAGGCGCAGCUGUAUACUUCGUACGCUGUGAAGUGAUAUUGUAGACUGGCAAUUUGUAUAAUUAUCGAAUUUAUAUUAAUCGUCUGCACUUCUUAAUAACGUUUAUCAAAAGGCGUAGGCUCUUCGAAAUUCUAGGCUUCUGUCGUGGAACACCACUGUCCUUUCUGUGAAGAUUUUGUCCUUUUAAAUAGCGACAUGAUUGUGGCCUUGACGAUGAAAUAGUUACGCUUUUCGAUAUCACAUAAAAAAGAUCUGAAAGAACUAGCAACUGUUUAUACUAUUAAUUAACUAUAAUGAUUCUAUACAUUACUCUGGACGUAUUAUAAACACUCGGAGAUUCUAUCGAUGCCUGAUUCCUCCUUGUUUUUCUUUCUGAAUAUUUAUUCCCGCUUAUACGAGAUGUAUAUGUAUGUCAUUAAUUAAAGUAACUAAGGACUCAUGCAACCAAAGAAGCAGAUGCACUUAUCAGCCGCUUUGUUUUUUGAGUGGUGGAAGAUAAUUACGAAAGAGUUUAUUAUUGUAAUAAUUACUUAACCGACCUCACACAUACACACACACAUACACACACACGGGGGCGACAUAAUUGUUAGUUUGCCCGCGAUGAUGAAGGUGAUGUUUCUAUAUCGACAAGAGGUGAGACGAUUAGCGAGCGGAAAUUCUGACGGAGGAUGAAUUAGACGGAAAUUUUUCUUAUUCACUCUUCCUGUGUCUUUUUUCGAUAUUUAUGAAUGUUACACGUUUGAAAGAAUAGCGUAUAUAUAUUUUUUUACUUGUAAAAUAGUAAGAUAAUACGAUGGGAAUAUUGUCCAGCACGUUAUAUUAAUAUAAGGGAAACAAGCGAAGGGGGAAGGUCAAACCAGAUUGUAUUUUUUAGAUCUCAGAAUUGAAAUAAGAGCGGAGAAACACACACGGCGUUAUAUAUUAUACACACGUGUAUGUAAAAACGCGCGAGCGAAUCGUUUAUUCGUCGUAAACGUUUAAAACGAACAAUUCGCACGAGUGAUAAGCAGCAGCAAACGCAUUUAACUGAAAUCACACAAUACCCAUUUUAUAAUCAUCGCGUUUAUUUUUUAUAAUUAUAUAUAUACAUAUAUAUAUAUAUAUACAGAAUUUGUAAAUUUUGUGUAGGAUAUCGUAAGUAAGUUUGGUAUAAGUGUAUAUAUUUGUUUUUUGAAAGGACAAUGUUGAUAAUAUGUAAGGCUAAUGUAAGAAGCAAUAAUGUAACGUCGAUCGCGAUUUUAUCGACUCGAAGUUCACUCGCCGUGUAAUCCGAGUCUUUUUUUACUACUCGUUUUGCCCGCUCUCUUGCCAAAGCCACCCCCCACAGCUAUACGACACGAUAUUAUAUUCUUAUUUUUUCGACACACGACUCAGGCAGCUUCUCGAUGCGAUGGCGUGGCGAACGACUCAGCGUUAGCGCUCGGGAGGAAAAAAAGAAACGUCGAAAAACGCGUUUUCGCAUUUUUCCACGAAAAUGUCAUGUAUUGCGUUUCGAGUAGUAAAGAAAAAUAGCAGCUGAUUACGUAGAUCGGAUUUUACGCGCUGCGCAUCAUACGGCAAGUUAAUUUACCGUUCGACUGAUGAUUUCGCUGAUUCGAUUUGAUCCCUCGGUGAUUCUUUAUAUACUAUGAGCUUUGUAUAUUUAUUGUAACACACGAAUGUAAACCGAAUUCUAUAUACAUGUCCGUUACACCUUUGAGUAAAUGUCGUUGAAUGAUCCGAGAUAAAGCCAGAGAAAGAAACUGAUAUUGUUACUAAGAAUAUAAUAUACUACCAUUAUUAUAUUGUUGUUGAGAAAUAUACUGAGAUAAAAUAAAUGCUACAUUAAAAGAC
This is a messenger RNA of Harpegnathos saltator (Jerdon's jumping ant), 7328 nucleotides long. Its product is annotated as membrane-associated guanylate kinase, WW and PDZ domain-containing protein 1. Lineage: Eukaryota; Metazoa; Arthropoda; Insecta; Hymenoptera; Formicidae. Gene Ontology annotation, molecular function: protein binding. Gene Ontology annotation, cellular component: cytoplasm. The coding region runs from base 477 to 3521 and encodes 1014 amino acids. Gene Ontology annotation, biological process: signal transduction. The transcript has 10 exons. The record is from RefSeq and is a predicted model, not a curated record.